CUGGUCCCAUCUACUCAACCCAUAUCAUCUACCACCACCACCUCAAACGCUACUCUACCAUGACUACCAUGCGCGCUGCUGUUUUCCACAACGGUCUCACAAGCCUGGUUUUGCAGGAGAUCCCCAUCCCCAGACCUGGCCCCAAGCAAGUGCUUCUCAAGGUUGCCGCUGCGGGAGUGUGUCAUUCCGACACUCUCUUACUAUCCGACACUUUGAACGACCCGCGGAAGUAUGUCUUCGGCCACGAGAAUGCCGGCUAUGCGGUGGAACUUGGCAAGGACGUCGAGAACAUUGAGAUCGGAAAGCUAUACGCCAUAUGGGACAUCGUCGCUCACGAUCCCCACCAGAUUCCCGGCUUGCCACCUUUUGCGGACAGUAUCGGCAUCGGCGAGAACGGCGGAUUCGCUGAGUUCAUAGUUGCGGACGCGUCCGAUCUCGUCCCCGUCCCCGCCGAUCUCAGACCUGAGGUUGCGGCCCUUGCUGCCGACUCGUUGAUCACCGUGUACAACGCAGUCCACAACCGUGCUGGGCUCAGACCAGGGACUAAGCAGCGUGUGCUGAUCUACGGCGUCGGUGGUCUUGGACACCAGGCCGUCCAGUUGGCAAAAUCCUACGGAGCCACCGUCUUUGCCUGCGAUAUCAAGGCCAGCGCGAGGGAGCUUGCUCUGUCUCUCGGUGCCGAGCAAGCCUUCCAGCCCACGGAGCUGACCUCGCUCACUUCCUCCACCGAUGAGUCGAAGAAUUUCCAGGUUGAUAUAGUGAUUGACUUUGUGUCUAAUCAGCAAUCUUUCACCAUCGACCAGGCCGUUGUGAAGGGUCAUGGCAACAGUCUCCAGGAAACUCCUGGUACUAUCGUUAUGGUUGGCCUAUUUGGAGACAACCUUUCUUUCAACAUCUUUGAACUCCUGAUUUUCCGCACCAAUGUCUUGACCAGCCUUUACGGCACCAAGGACGACUUGAAGGCUUCGCUCGCCCUUCUUGCUGAGGGCGCUGUUAAACCCGUAGUCUCUGCUGCGCCCCUGGAGGAAGUCAACAAGGUUUUGGAUGAGCUCCGGGCUGGGAGGGUCACGGGCCGCAUGGUCGUUGUCCCCGGUAUGAAGGCUACGAAGGCUUGAAGGGGCUUUGAAUAUGAAUAUUCUAACGUUGUUUCACUAUCACGACUUCGUGCACGUACCUCGAUGUAGUCGCUACUGUUAACCAUUUUUGCGGCUACCC
Molecule: messenger RNA, 1215 nt
Organism: Dichomitus squalens LYAD-421 SS1
Lineage: Eukaryota; Fungi; Basidiomycota; Agaricomycetes; Polyporales; Polyporaceae
Product: N-benzyl-3-pyrrolidinol dehydrogenase
Exons: 8
Coding region: 60-1115 (351 amino acids)
Molecular function (GO): zinc ion binding; oxidoreductase activity
Source: RefSeq, a predicted model, not a curated record